GGGAGAAUAGAGCAAUGGUACACACCUGUAAGGAAAACACGGUAUAUUUCUCUGUCAACAACAGCUGGCUAACUUAGAAUUUUAUGAUGGAUAAGGUGGCUGUUGAGAGGUGACACAUUUUAGAAGGUGACUUCGUGGUUCUGCUACCAUCUUUAUUAAAAAAGGAAAAACAGUCACCUUGGAUACUCAUUGGAGAGCCCACCCUUUCUUUCAAUUGGCUGUUUUCAACCAUGACAGAGGGGUAUAACUGUUCCUCUACAGACUCUCUCCCCUCAUUGGUCGCAAACUGUCAGGCGGGCGGGCCUUGCGACCUCACGGGCCUGGCCCCGGAGAACGUCAGCGUGGAGCUGGCGGCCACGUGCGUGAGUCUGGAGGAGUAUCUGCGGCGUCACCUGGGCCCGCGGCGGUCGCCCGUCUUCCUGCCCGUGUGUGUCACCUUCCUGCUGAUUUUCCUGGUGGGCGCAGUGGGCAAUGCACUGACCUGCGCCGUCAUCGCCGGCAAGAAGGUCAUGCACACGCCCACCAACUACUACCUGUUCAGCCUGGCGGUGUCGGACCUGCUAGUGCUGCUCAUAGGGAUGCCCCUGGAGCUGUAUGAGAUGUGGAGCAACUACCCCUUCCUGCUCGGCCAGUGGGGGUGCUAUUUCAAGACGUUCCUCUUCGAGACGGUGUGUUUUGCCUCCGUCCUGAACGUGACGGCGCUCAGCGUGGAACGCUACGUGGCGGUGGUCCACCCCCUCCGCGUCAAGCACGUGGUGACGCGGGCGCACGCCAAGCGCGUGAUCGCCGCCCUAUGGGCCAUCUCCAUGCUGUGCGCUGUCCCCAACACCAGCCUGCACGGCGUCAGCUCCCUGCGUCCCGUGCUGGAACGUGACCUCCCCGAAUCGGCCAUCUGCACCCUCGUCAAGCCCACCUGGAUGUACAACCUCACCGUCCAGGUGACAACAGUCGUCUUCUUCCUGCUGCCCAUGCUGACCAUCAGCGUGCUGUACUUGCUCAUCGGGCUCCAGCUAAAGCGGGAGAAGAUGCUGAGGUCUUUGGAGGCCAAGUCCAGUCUGGGCCAGGACAAUUACUACAGUGUGCAGAGGGCACGCCACAGGCAGAUCACCAAAAUGCUCUGCGUGCUGGUGGUGGUGUUCGGGAUCUGCUGGGCCCCCUUCCACACGGACCGCCUCAUGUGGAGCUUCAUCGAGGUUUGGACCGAGUCCCGGCAGAAGAUGUUCGAAUACGUCCACAUCCUCUCCGGUGUUUUCUUCUACCUGAGCUCCGUCGUCAACCCCAUCCUCUACAACCUGAUGUCCUCGCGCUUCCGCGAGAUGUUCCGCGAGGUGGCGUGUCGCCGCCCCCGGCACCGGUACUCCCCGAGCGUGACCCGUGACACGCGGCUGACCCUGCGUAGCACCGUCUGCGAGGGCCACCCCGGACCCAGCGUGCCCAUCUCAGACGGCGAGGAUUGCAUCAAGUACGUGGACUAUCAGCACGACCAGGAGACCACCAUGGCGUAGGGGGAAGACACAAAUCUUCAGUAGCCUUUCAUUGUAAUGCCAGCAUUCAAUAUAUGAACUAAUUAAUAUCACUUAACCUUUUCAGGUGUAGAUAAUGUACUGAUUAGGCCACUUCCCCGUCAACAAUGACGUUGUUUCCUAUCUAAGGAAUAGCUUUAAUUAAUAAGCAGAGUGGCAGGACUGAAAGGUCGAUGAUAAGGAGUCUUUAAACACGGACAUUAACAUUUUUCAUCAAGUGUCGCCGCAUGACUUCAUGACGCGUCAGCAAGCGUCCGCUUCCUCUCCGACUCCCCGAAUCGCGAUCAAAUGCAUUUCUGUUCCACGCAGCUGUUCCACUCCAUUGCGUUUAAUCCGUAUAAUGUUACAAUAAAACAAUAAAAGCAAAAAUCAAUAAUUAUAUAUAUACAUCACAGAAAAGGCCAAGUUUAUGGAUGUGAUGUGAUUCUAUGUUUUGAUGGUGAAGAUGUGCAGAAGGAAUUGACCAAAGGAAAUAGGCUUUUCUGAAACGUAGAAGACAAUUCAGAUAUUUUUUUCAUUUCAGUCUACUUCUUGGGAUUAAUCCCGAUACAUCAGAGAUGGCAGCACCAUGCCAUGCAUCCAGUCCUGAAUGGUUAUGUCUUCAUACGCCAGGGGUGGGAUUUGGUCAGAGGGAAUCAGCCUCACACCCUCAUUGGUCCAUCCAGGGUUCUAGAACCACAGGUGUCAGAAUGGGUGCCUGGCAAACAGGCAAAUCACAGACCCCCUAAAGGCAGAAUGAAUAAGGGACAUGGGAAAGAUUCACACGGUAACCACAUCCUGAAUCUCGGUAUCAUAUCCUAAACUGCCCAGCAACCCGUCCAUCACGUCUCCGUGGAUGUCGCUCUGUGUUAGCAGGAGCAAAAUAAGAAAUCAGGAAAACUGACAGAGUCCCCCGGCGGUUUGCAUGACACUUAUGAUCCCCGAAGCGUUAUAUAUUUACUAAAUGACAAGCAAAAAGCUAGCAAUUUGUUUAAAAAGUCUUUGCCGUUAAGAUGAAUUAUUUGCAUCAGAGAUUUGAUAUAUACAUAUAUUUUUUUUUCUGAAACAGUGAGUAGUAGCACGUUAGUUUAUCACUGGCUGUGUAAUUAUGCUAAGCUCUUCCUCGAUUCCCUUCACAAUUUUGAUAGACACGUCCUUUUCAAAGCAGUGACAAUGUUAGCGUCUGACAUGGCUAGCUACAAAUUACGCAAAGAAACAGACAGCAGACAGCUUUGUAAAUACACAGAAAAUGAAAACAGGGGUCAGCCCGGUGAAGCAGACAGCGUGACGGGUGCCAGUGUACGUCAACACGCGUGCGUUCAGCACACGAGCAUCAUGGCCGCUGUUUCUCUUUUAAAAGGAGAUAUUUGUCAUGUAAAUGGAGCCUCCCUAACUUCAUCCCACGUCUGCUCUGCUCAGAAUGCUGAUGAAAGCAGCUCACUGCACGUUUCAGGCAUCUCGCGCUUUCAUGUGCGACUCGUGCUUUCCAGAGGAGGGAAAACCUCCUCUAUUACUCCAUUUGGCCCUUGAUUAGGUUGUGACGGGAGGGAAGAGAGGGUGUUUAAAGUAAAUAAGGCAUCCAGCAGAGAGCUUCAGCUCUCAGUGACUCGCAGCGCUGAGGUCUGUCCGCUCAGAUACCAGCCCAAAAGAGCAAUGAUGUUACUAGAUUUGAAGGAUGAAACAGGACUUUGAAACAUUCAGUAAGUGGGAUUAAUCAGGCGCUCUCGCAAGAUCAACUCACAACCCCAUUGGUUACUUUAAUGGUUCGUUAUAUCAGACUAGGCUGUGAUUGGUAGUUUGAGGUGACUCCACCCACCUUGAAUUUUGAAACCUCAUACCUGUUGCUAUUAGUGAUAAUGCCAGUGGACAGUGGACCAUUUCUGGAGAUUAGAGGGUAGAAUUUCAGCUGCUGUCUCGUGACAUCCAAAGGUGGAGUGCUUUAAAAAGGAGGUCCAUUAUCACAACGCAGUGCGUGGAGGGAAACAGAGAAGACAAUCAAAAACAAUCAUUCCUGUAAUAUUUUACCAUUUUGACAUACAACUAUGGGUCUAAGCUUAAUGUAUAAAAUAUAAUGUAAAAAAUACCUGUUUAUCAUGUAAAUUAAAAAAAUGGACAUUUCCAUUUUCUUUUCAUAUUUCAGAAAUGACAUCAUCAUGCCCUGGACGUCCACCAAUGUGAAAUGUAAAAAUGUAUUAUUCUGGUUAAUUACUGUUCUUGUCGUUGCUAUUUUUUAAACCAGUAAAGUGGUUUAUAUCUUGUUUUCCGAUCUUGUUGUAAAUGUUGAGGAUUCCUGACUGUUAAUGUCAGCAUGUGCGUAAGUCUUAAAACAUUUGCUAACAUGACCAUGAAUGUUGAAAUAUCCCACAUCUCAACUGGAAAACUUGUGUAACAGAUUAAAUAUAUACUUUUUAAUAAUGUUGCAAAAAAAAUGUCAAUAAUGACACCGCAUUGCAUUGAUUUAGGAGACGCUUCGGAAAGGAGGGCCAGACUGAGGGUCAGGGGUC
Molecule: messenger RNA, 4006 nt
Organism: Paramormyrops kingsleyae
Lineage: Eukaryota; Metazoa; Chordata; Actinopteri; Osteoglossiformes; Mormyridae
Product: neuromedin-U receptor 1-like
Biological process (GO): neuropeptide signaling pathway
Cellular component (GO): plasma membrane
Molecular function (GO): neuromedin U receptor activity
Source: RefSeq, a predicted model, not a curated record